AUGAAGAUCGAAGGGUUCCGAAACGGUUUUGUUAUCGCAAGCGAGACAGACACACUCUUACUCUUCCAUGGAUGGAUGGAUCCAAUGUCAGAAUUGAUCUUGCCGCUCCCGUUCCAUCCUGGUUCUUUCCAACGCCUCCCAACCCCCAAAAAGUGGGAGUUCCAACAAAUCAGCUCCCGAGUACCUACCUCAAGCGAGGAACAUCGGGACGUGAGCCAGAAGCCAGAGAAGCCCAAGAUCCAGGGCAAGACGAGGUUUAGUGGAUCGCUUCCCUUCCACCACGUACAGUACCUACGGACGGUGACCCUCUGCAGCGGGUUUCCCUAUGUUUCCGAUGCUGGAACCCGCUACGAGGUACCCGUUCUGGAAAUGUGA
This is a messenger RNA of Fusarium subglutinans, 375 nucleotides long. RefSeq lists its product as uncharacterized. The coding region runs from base 1 to 375 and encodes 124 amino acids. The transcript has a single exon. The record is from RefSeq and is a predicted model, not a curated record. Lineage: Eukaryota; Fungi; Ascomycota; Sordariomycetes; Hypocreales; Nectriaceae.